GGCAAUAACAAUAUUAUUAUCAAUCACCCGUAAGAAAGGGGUCGUUCAACAAUUGUAGGCACGUGUCUUAAUUGUCUUAUAUUCAAGCAGUUUAUUAAGCCAAUAAACCCUCCCCGCAUAUGCGUAGUAAGGCCGAAACAAGUAAAAGAAUAAGAAAAAACACCACAAAUGAUUUGUACACAAUAUUUGUUUGAUUACACAUCUCACCCUAUCAGUUCAAAUUUGUACGUAUCAAAUGAUACACGAUGUUUUAACAACUCCAGAUUAAAGAAGAUUAAAACAAUGACAAUGAAAUAUUAGUUUCUUGCUACCUGCUUUUUGACCCUUUCAAGGUUUACAUUUUUAAAUCCUUCCACCCGGUAUAUUUGGAUCAAUUCAUCUUGCAGAAAGACACCAAACAUACGCCCAUGUAUCAAUUACUUAAUGAACAAAACUUGUUGUCGCUCUUUUUGCAUUAAGUUAUGCGCGUUCGACAGGAGAACCAGAACACAAAGCAUGAACAAUUAUUCGGAGAUGAUUUUGGCGAUGGCCGAAAUUAAUUGCUACAGAAGAUACAACGGUACGGACGCCAGUUUGUCGGGUUAUUGUGAAGCCGUUUUCGACAGUCUGAUGUGUUGGCCCCCCACAAAAGCUGGAGAAACUUCCUACCAAAGUUGCACCAACGAUUAUGUCAACAGUAAGCUUCAGGCAAAAGCAUCAAAGUUGUGUACACCGAACGGGACAUGGUAUUCAAGAUCAAACGACACUGCAACGCACUACACCAAUUAUUCCCUAUGUGGGAUGAUGUGGUUUGACUACAAAAGUGGCGAAUUGGACUUAAAAGACUUGACCUACAACAAGUGGUUACCCAUCAUCAAAAACAUAUCGUACUUUGGAUACAUACUCUCCAUAGUGUCUCUUGUAGUAGCUCUACUUAUCUUUAUCGGCAUAAAAUGUUCUUCUAGGAGACUCCACUGCCAGAGGAAUACGUUACACAUACACCUAUUCAUGACAUUCUUACUUAAGGCUGCUAUGUUCGUCAUUAAUGACGCCUUGUUCGUCCAAGGGACUGCCCUGGUUAAUGAGGUCGACUUUGAAAAUGGUGCAGCUCAGUUUACAAAAACACACUAUUCUUGGGUGUGCAAGGCCAUCGUGAGCCUUAGAAACUACUUCAUAGUGUCAAAUUUCAUGAUGGUGUUGAUGGAAGGGAUGUAUCUUCACAAUUUGAUGUUUUUGAACUUAUUUUCCGAUAACCAUGACGUCAGUAUUUACUAUGGAGCUGGAUGGGGAAUCUCAUUUAUUUUUGUUAACUUAUGGGUGAUUAUGCAGGCUGUAUAUGAUGACACCAUGUGUUGGACCAUAAAGAAUAAAAUCACUCUUUUGCUUGAUGUUCCUAUUGGUGUUACAGUUGUGGUAAACUUCAUUUUGUUCGUACUUAUCGUAAGGGUUUUAUUUCUGAAGUUGAACAUGAUUUGCAUUCAGCAGAGAAGGAUCAAAUAUAGGAAAUUGCUCAAAUCUACAUUGAUUCUUAUACCGUUAUUUGGCAUUCCGUAUUUUAUAUCAUUCUGCUUACAAUUUUGGGUGAAUUCAAGUCAAUUGUUAGAGUUAACCUGGCUGUUGUUUGAUCAAACUUUUUCGGCAUUUCAGGGAUUUUUCGCUUCCCUGGUGUACUGCCUAUUGAACAGCGAAGUACAGACCGAAAUAAAACGAAAAUACAGUUCGAUAAAAGACCGAAACAACAAAGAGUUCAGAAGAAGCCGCACCAUAUCUCAUACCCAACAAUUCUCACUACCUCUUAACGAUGACAACAAUGAUAAUCUGCAAAACUACGGAGACGAGUUAAAUCGCAAGAAAACCGCAGAUUGUUAUUUUUAAACCAAAUAAAAUGUAUCUACUUUGUAUAAAUAAAUGUGUUGUAAAAUCCAUUUGGGAAGUGAUGUAGAUGUUAAUAUAAAUGAGUUAUAUUUAUUUCUUGCUCACGUAUCGUAUAGUAUCCUGUUUUUUCAAUUUUUUUUAAAUUCCUUGGGUUUCACCAAGGCUUUAACAUGCCCUCGAGAGAAUAUUUGUGUUAAGUAGUAUCAAGAAAUAAGUUUUAUCAGGAAAUAUACAUGUAUAAGAAGUUUUCCAUAAAUUUAAAUAUUAUUAAAUGUUUCAAUGAAUGCCUCCUAAAAACAUGUACGAUAAUAGGAGUUUUAUAACAUUCUAAAAUAUUGUUAUUAUAUCCAUUUAUGCUACAUUAAAUAAAAUUUUAUUUUUUUUGUUCUAACAAAUGGUAUAAUUUUGCAUUCCACAAAUCUUUUGCAUGCAAAUUUUUCAAAAGGAUCCUCCGAUUUUUGCCAACUACAGAAUUCAAAAGGUGUGUAAAAAAAUGUUAAAAUUCUGCCUAUGUCUUAGAUUACAUGAAUAUUUUACACGCUUAUUACAUAAUAAGUAGUCUGCUUUUGUCUGCAUCUGUUGGGAUUUUUAUUAUUUGGACGAUGAUAAAUUUUGUUUCGAUAGGCGUAGUUUUGUACAUGUGUACAGAGACGGUUUAAGGAGUAAAUUAGAUUAUAGAAAAUAAACAACAAUCUUA
This is a messenger RNA of Brassicogethes aeneus, 2551 nucleotides long. NCBI's taxonomy places the organism in Eukaryota, Metazoa, Arthropoda, Insecta, Coleoptera, Nitidulidae. The record is from the annotation of a GenBank genome assembly.